Penicillium maclennaniae is the source of this 1461-nucleotide messenger RNA. RefSeq lists its product as uncharacterized. NCBI's taxonomy places the organism in Eukaryota, Fungi, Ascomycota, Eurotiomycetes, Eurotiales, Aspergillaceae. Gene Ontology annotation, molecular function: phosphatase activity. The coding region runs from base 1 to 1461 and encodes 486 amino acids. The transcript has a single exon. The record is from RefSeq and is a predicted model, not a curated record. Gene Ontology annotation, biological process: dephosphorylation.
AUGACAAUUCACAGCGCACUGAUUGCGUUGCUAGCGCUAUCCCUAGCGGAUAUAGGCAAUGCAGAGAGAGUACUCGGCGCUUAUAUCUUCCAGCGCCAUGGAGACCGUACAGCCAAAGCUCUCGCACCAACCAAGUUGACUGACCUAGGCUAUACUGAAGAGUACAUGAGCGGUGGCUUCUUCAACAACCGAUAUAUCUCUUCUAGCUCGGCAUUCUACAUCGAGGGAAUCAGUACAAAGAUUGUGAACCUGUCCCAAGUCACAGCCAGUGCACCACAAGACAGUGUUAUCCAAAACUCAGGCCAGGCCUUUCUGCAAGGUCUCUAUCCGCCAGUCGGUACAGCCGCAAAUGAGACCCUUCGUAAUGGGUCAACGAUCCAGUCUCCCCUGAACGGCUACCAAUUAAUCCCAAUGUCAGACGUUCAGUCUGGUAGUAGUGCCGAGGACAGCACAUGGCUCCAGAGCACAUCAUCUUGCGCCAAAGCCGAAGUGAGCAGCAACAACUAUCUGUAUUCAACCGCGUACAAGGACUUGUUCAAUUCCACGGAAAAUUUGUACCAGUCGCUCGCUCCAUACGUUAGCGGGGCUAUCCCUACGAGUCAGUUGAGCUUCAAAAACGCAUACACCAUCUGGGACCUUCUCAACGUGGCCUCUAUCCACAAUGGAACUAGUACAGCGCUUCCAUCAAGUCAGGAGAUGAAAGAGCUUUUGGUUUUAGCCAAUACACACGAGUACAACCUCGCAUACAGCAGCAAUGAGACCAUCCGUGCUGUGGCAGGUAUGACCCUGGCUGGUGAAGUCGUCUCUGCGCUGAACAAGACAUUAAGUUCCGGUGGUAAAUCCAAGCUGAAUGUUCAGUUCGGUGCUUACUCGACUUUCUUGUCGUAUUUCGGUCUUGCAGGACUCGCUGCAGAGAAUGUCGAGUUCACGGGCAUGCCUGAUUAUUCUUCGUCAAUGGUAUGGGAGCUCGUGACCAAUGCCUCUGGAACCGGUAUGCCUCCCCAGUCCGACAUCAGUGUGCGCUUCUUGUUCCACAAUGGCACAAGUAUCGCGGGAUCCACCCAGCUGCAGGCCUAUCCACUAUUUAAACUGACCACACCCACCAUUCCCUGGACACAAUUUGUCCAAAGCACAAACCAAUUUGCGAUCUCCACUCAGUCGCAAUGGUGUCAAUCCUGCGGGAAUACUACCGGUAUCUGCAGCUCUAGUGCAAAUGAGAGCACAGGUGGCUCCUCGUCUUCUUCUUCUUCUUCUUCUUCCUCCUCCGGGGGAAUGAGUCUUGGGGUUGCUGGUGUCAUUGGUGCCAUGGUGACUCUGGGCGUUCUGGCAGGACUUACAGCUCUCAUUAUGCUCGUAUUCGGUCUACGGCUUGUACGGAAAAGCACACUUGCGGCUUUCUCCAGAGGCUCUGGCUCGGACGCCUCUACGACGGAGCAGGCUCUGAAGAGAUCGUCGCUUUGA